UUAUCACAAAACCUUUCGAAUUCCGAUAUAUUCGGUUCGGAUCUGUCACUUGAGAAAUUGGAUCGGGUUAUGUAAGCUUAAUUGCGCAUAUUUGACCCAUAUAUUCUACGUUCACAGGUUGGUCUCUUGCCCGCUAUCCCCGGGAAUUCAAUUUUCGUACACACUACUCAAAGUCCAAGAGUCUCAGCCCUGUUUCUGCAAACCGAACUACAAGAAAGGGAAUUGCCCUCGAGGUUGUGACCAUUGUGUUGUGAUGUUGAGACUUGCAUGUCGUAAGUUAUGUGCUCGCAUGAAUGGAGGCUGUGAAAUCAGGCAUUUAUCAUGUACACAGAGGAGUGCUUUUCACUCUGCUCGGCCUUGUCUGGCACCAAGAAGCUUUUUUGGGGUAGAAGAUUUUCUUGAUGAUGAUAAUAGCCGGCCAUACACUUAUCAGAAAGAGAAGAAGUCAAAGAAUCCAAACAAGCAUGUAUCUUUCAAGCAACGAACUAUAGCUUACAUGGAACCAUUUACUCUGGACGUCUUCAUUUCAAAGCGCUUUGUCUCAGCUUCAAUCACCCACAGGGUGACAUGCAAGCAGGUCGCAGUUGCUGGUACUAACUCCAAAGAUAUCAAGGCCGCACUCAAAUCAAGAUCAGAUAUACCUGCGUGUUUGGCCAUAGGUCAGAUUUUGGCUGAUAGGGCUAGAGAAGCCGAUGUCUAUACAGCUUCUUAUACUCCUAGGGAAAGGGAUAAGUUUGAAGGGAAAAUUAGAGCGGUUGUUCAGUCCCUCAUCGACAGUGGAAUUGAUAUCAAAAUUUAUCUUGAUUGACCAGUUUGUAAGUCUUUUGCAUUUUAGGCUUUCACAGAGGGAGAGAGUCUGCAGCUUUUGUUUAUGAAACAAGAACUAACUCUAGACCGCAAGAUUUCAAUGGAUUAACCUUAUCUUGUCA
This is a messenger RNA of Sesamum indicum (sesame), 929 nucleotides long. Its product is annotated as Ribosomal L18p/L5e family protein. NCBI's taxonomy places the organism in Eukaryota, Viridiplantae, Streptophyta, Magnoliopsida, Lamiales, Pedaliaceae. The record is from RefSeq and is a predicted model, not a curated record. Gene Ontology annotation, biological process: translation. Gene Ontology annotation, cellular component: ribosome. Gene Ontology annotation, molecular function: 5S rRNA binding; structural constituent of ribosome.